GGCGCGCGGGCGUUCUCUGCGUUCUGGGCGCUUCGGCAUCUUCUCCCGGAAGUUACUUCCCGUCGCGCCUGCUAGGUGGACCCGGGUCGGGGUCCGAGCAGGGGUCUGGGUCUGCGCUAUUGCGGGUACUCCCCUGGCAAGCUCGGGGCCGAACCAGUGAGAGGACCACCGCGGGCCCCGAGAUCGCGAAAGCCUGUGGCGGGGCGAGCGGAGUGUAUAUGUGUGAAAGACCCGCGACAGAGCGAGGGACUGACCACCGGCCGCGUGUGGACCGACUGACGGACUGUCCAUCUCCCAGCACCUUUUGUGGGCUGGAGUCUGGCAGGAGAACCGUGGAUCCAUCAGACUGGUUAUUUACUGCACCAGCCCCAUGCUGUAUGCCCGUCAUGGGUUAUCUCAGGUAACCUUGUGGCAACCCUCUGAGGAGAAAUAAAGGCUCACUGUGAAAAGUAGACAACAUGGAGAAAUUGAAACCAUCAUCCACUCCUGGUGGGAAUGUAAAUGGUGCAGACCCUGUGGAAAACAGUUUGGCAGUUUCUUAAAAAGUUAAACAGAAUUACCAUAUGAUCCAGCAAUUCUACUCCUAGGUAUAUACUCAAGAAAAAUUAAAACAUUUGUCCAUGAAAAAAAUGUGUACAUAAAUGUUCAUAGCAGCAUUAUUCAUAAUAGCACAAAAGUGGAAACAACCCAAAAUUCCAUCAGCUGAUGAAUGAAUAAACAAAAUUAAGUAGUGAUGCCUGCUACACCAUGGAUGAACCUUUAAAACAUUAUGCAAAGUGGAAGAAACCAGUCACAAAAGGCCACAGACUAUAUGAUUCCAUUUAUGUGAAACUCUAAGUACAGCUUUUACCUUCUUGCAGACCCAGUCCUGAGGUUCCAGCCAUCCUGCAUUCCACAGGAGUGCUGCUGCCAAUGGCUGUCCUCAGGAGUCCCCCGAGCCUGACACCCUGGGAACGGGAAAGCUUCCUGCAAGUGAAGGUGGAAGAUGAUGAGGCAGGCUUCUCCCAGGGCCAGGAAUCUAGCCUUGGUGGUCACACCGCUCACCCCGAUGCUGCACGCCUACGCUUUAGGCAGUUCCGUUACCAGGAGGCAGCAGGCCCCCACCAGGCCCUGGCCCGGCUGCAUGAGUUGUGCCACCAGUGGCUGCGGCCCGAGGCACGAUCCAAGGAAGAGAUGCUGGAGCUGCUGGUGCUGGAGCAGUUCCUGGGUGUAUUGCCCCCUGAGAUUCAGGCCUGGGUAGGGGCCCAGUGCCCUGAAAGCGGUGAAGAGGCUGCCAGACUGGUGGAAGAUCUGACCCAGGUGCUUGACAAGAGAGUGCUACUCACCAAGGACUCUAAUCUUCCCCUGGAUGGGAACUUCAGCAACAGGUCGGCAGGCACGGAGCCCCUGACGGCCAAAUACCAGGUGAGGGGACAUCCUCCCAGCCUGGAACAAGCUAGGACGGGCCUUGAGGAGGCAGCCUCACCAAAGCCAGGCCAGGAGCAGAGGCACAACCUGAACCCUGGACAUGGAGCCACAGACCUCAGUGGGGAGCUGGACAGCAGCAGGGCACCCCAGUUCCUAGGAUGGGAGCCAGGACCCGAGCCCACAGAGGCAAGCUGCAAUCAGAGCACUUCGGAAGAAUCACAGUCAUCAGACAUGGUCACUGAGACCCUUGUGGGAGAUGUAUCUCUGGGACCCACCUUUGGUGAUGCCUGCAAACAUGAGGACAGUUCAGAGAGGCGGGCAGGACUCUCAGGAGAGACCUGGACAAAGUCUGUUGCCCAACAGAUGGAUUUCAGGAAAAUUUCAGGGCCUCACAAGGAUACCUCCACAGACCAAGCCAGCUGUGACUAUGGUGCCUUGAGGAACAGCCCCAAUGAGUGGCCAUACUUUGCAUCAGGAGAAAAGGCUCCUUCAGAAGAGAAAUUUGAUUCAUUAGAUGGUUACGGGACUGAGCCUCCACACACAUACUCAGGGCUCAAGUGUGACAUCUGUGGGAAAACGUUCAGGAGUCCCUUAGCUCUUGAGGCACACCAGAAGAGCCAUUCUCGGAAGACACCCUACACCUGCAGCGAGUGUGGGAAAGCCUUCAGCCGGAGCACUCACCUGGCCCAGCAUCAAGUUGUCCACACGGGGGCAAAGCCCCAUGAGUGUAAAGAAUGUGGGAAAGCCUUCAGCCGAAUCACCCACCUGACUCAGCACCAGAGGAUCCAUACUGGAGAGAAACCCUACAAAUGUGGGGAAUGCGGCAAAACCUUUAGCCGCAGCACGCACCUCACCCAGCACCAGCGGGUACACACGGGAGAGCGGCCUUAUGAGUGUGAGAAGUGCAGGAAGGCAUUCAGUCAGAGUACCCACCUGACUCAGCACCAACGGAUCCACACUGGAGAGAAACCCUACAAGUGCAAUGUGUGUGGGAGAGCCUUCAGCGACUACUCAGCUCUGAUCCGACACCUGAGGAUCCAUUCUGGAGAAAAGCCGUAUCAAUGUAAGGUUUGUCCAAAGGCGUUCGCCCAGAGCUCCUCUCUCAUCGAGCACCAGAGGACCCACACAGGAGAGAAGCCCUACAAGUGCAGUGACUGUGGGAAAGCCUUCAGCCGUAGCUCAGCCCUCAUGGUUCACCUAAGGCUCCACAUCACAGUGCUACAGUGACCAGAAAAUGACCUCAGGGUACAGCACAGCCUCCCCUUGGAGGCUCAACAUCUUAGAGAAACCUUGAGUUCCAGAAGAACCAAAAAGAAUGGGGUAAGUGAUGAGUCCCUCAAAAUGACAAGGUGCUGAGGGUAGACUCUGGGACUAUCCAGAAACUAUUCUGCAUUUGGAAACCCAGGUGGGACUCUUGGUGAACACACAAUGAUUCAAGGUAGCUGGAGAAGCUUCCAGAAGGAUCCUGCUGCUCUCCAUAUCCACUUAGGGUUGUCACAGAGAGAGGACAGCUAAGCCGAGGCUUUGGAUUGGUCCUUGAGCCAAAGGAGCAAUUGGGGUGAAGUGUCUGUCGGGACUCUAGCCUCAAGAUGCUCGGCUAGGGAUCUUCUCAUUUCCAGAUGGCUACUCUUCUCAUGUGUUCCUUUCCUGUGUAGCUCAGGAGGGAUCCCUGACCACAUCCACCUCUGUGCCUUUGAGCCAACUGUUUCCACCCUACCCUAAUUCAUGUGGAACUCCAUAGCCGACUUGUGAGGCUGCAUCUUCCAUGAAGCCUUCCCCACUCAGUCUCCUUCCCGUCCCCCCAUCUUAAUCAAUGGCACUGUUGACACUUGUCUGUUGUCACUUUCUCCCUCCCCCUCUCCCAUAUCCCAUGGCCCCAAGCCCUGUAGGCCUUACUCAUCUGUAAUUCAUCUUCUCCUCCACCACUGACACCUUUUCUGAGUCCUUAUAACCUUUUAUCUGGAUUAUAGCAGGGGUCUCCUUCUUGACCCCUUCCUGCUGUCAUUCUCUCCCGCUCUGAUCCACUCUCCACGCUGGCCUCCAGGAGGCUCUUUCUACAACACAAAUCUGACUGUGUCGCUCCAUGGCAGAAAGUUCUGCUCUGUGCUACCUGCUACAACAAAACUUCCUGAAUGGCUUACAUAUACAUCAAGAGGUAGGUCACCUAGGGCCUUGAGAAACCUUUCUGGUUACCCUCAUGUCUGCUGUACAAAUGCCAUUUUUCUGAGUGUACAGUGAUGUGAAAAGGGUUUUAAAGUGCUGCCCUACAGGAUAAACUUCAGACUUUCACCUGGCAUUCAAGAUCAGUCCAGCCUCGUAUCAGCCUCGUCUCCUCCCAUGGCACCACCAUCCAUACAACAACCCUGUGGAACCACUUGCAGGUCCUGAAAAAGCCAUAUUUUUUCCAGCCUACGUGCCUCUGUAUCUGUGCCUGGAAACCCCCUUCUCUCCUCAUGACUAUCUGGCAAUGAUUCUUAUCCUCCAAGAUGUUUCAAAUGUCCUUGCCAGUGAAAUGUUGCCUGAAUCCUCAAGCAGAGUUAGCCUCACCCUGUCUGCUUCCAGGGCACCCUGUACAUACCUCUCUUACAACUCCUACCAUGUUGAAUGUACUUAUUUACUCCUGUGAAGCUCAGCAUCUGUGUUUCCCAAGGAGACUGUGAACUCCUGAGAGCCAGGGCCGUGUCUUACCCUCGGUAUCCACAGCACACAAGCUGUAAUAGACCCUGACCCAUGUUUGUGGAAGGAAUGUACAGUGCCUGGUGCCUUUCCUGAGGCAGUCACUACCCUCCGACCUGCGUCAUUCUUACAUACGUUUACGUGGCUGUCUCCCCACCAGGCUGUGGCCCUACAGGGCAAGAACAAUCUGAUUUUCCCAGGUCCCCAGCGCCCAGACAAGCCUGGCAUGUAGUGGCCUCAAUAAAAUGUUACUGUAUUGAGUCGCCCUCUCUAGGGCUCCAGAGCCCCUGGCACCAUAAGCUUGCUUGUUUCCAACCUUCUAUCUUUGUGCUCUCUGGCCGCCUCUCACAAUUUGGCAUCCCUGUCCCUCUCUGGAUUUUUCAGCCUAUUUCUUUCUGUCAGGAGGUCAGUAUUCAUGCCUGUUUCUCUAAUGAUCCCAUUACGUGUGAACCAUUUGACCUGCCAUAUUGUUAUGUCCUGGCCACCACCACCAUCUCUCCCAGUGUUUCUCCCUGUGUCUUGAACUCAUUCCCUCUGUGUCAUGAGUAAACAAAAAGAGAUAGACUGAGGAGAGAGGGAGAUGGAGAUGAGGGAGGUGAGACCCAGGGACACAGACACCUUGGGUUGGUGUAUCUGAGAGUGCCGUCAGUCAAGAUGAAAAAUGGGCUUGUAGAGGGUGUAGCUUUCGGUAGUUAAUUGACAUUACCCAGUGGUGAGAUCACAGCUUUUAUUUUCUUACACAGCACUUAGGAUGCAGAUGAAUGGGGUAAGGUUCAUCUUUAGGGUGGUCUUCCUCAGACCCCCAUCCAGGGUGAGUUGACACAGGAAAUCUCUUCUGCACACAUAAGGCUCCAUCGCAGGCAAAAGACCACAAGGCAAACGGGUCUAGGGGUUUUAUACCUCAGAGUGCAUGGGAACAGGGAAAGGGCUAAGAGGAAGGGACCUUUGUUUGGCUGCACUUGGCCUGACCAUCCUGUUGCCAAACUGUUCACAUUCACACAGCCUGGCAGUCCUGUGACUAUGAGUGCAUGGCCAGAAAGAACAUUCCUUCCCCCACUAGCUACAAGAUUAAAAAAUUAGUACAAUUAAGUAGCCAUAGGUAGUCAUAGAGACAGUGAAUGUUACUGUGGGUUCAGAACAGGGAAGAUGCUUUCUCUGACAAACAGAGGGGGCUGGGAGAGAGGAAGCGAGAGACCUGAUUCCCAGCAUCCCUAUCAGAGAAUGCUCUGAGCCUAAGGCCUCAGCUUAGGUAGCCUGGAUGGAAAUCAUAAAAACAGACAACGCUCCCAGCAGAAAGAGUCCUAGAAAUGCCCAGAAGCAGGCAGAGACUGCCACACGUAGCACAGCAGAGGCUGAGAGACUGAGGGGAAAACUCAGAGAUGAGAGAUGUAGGCUCCAGUGAAAUGAUCAUACCGGCCUCCGCAGGCUACAAGGGAUGGAAAGGCACGGGCCUAAAGUGAGCUUGUAGAGGCCACCCCUCUCCUUGGCUGCCCUGGGGACCUCAGAUAAGUGACUCCCAGAGCUUUGGUGACCUCCUUAUCUGUAAGAAAAGAAUAGUGAGACCCAUCUUCUGCAGCACCUGGCCCCAGCCACUGGCUCUGACUCGCGGUGUCCAUCUCCAUGACUUUUUGUCCCCCACUCACUCAGUCUCUGUCACUGAGGAGCUGCAUCACCAUCUCUGUGAUGCUCUGAACACCUCCACCACUCAGAUAUGUGUCUGCCCAUGUCAAUCUAAAGGGGAAGGAAUUUAGGGGAAAGAAGGACCUACAGGUACUGGUCAGUCAGCUAAAUAACUAGGUACAUUGUGUCAUUUAAUCCUCACACAACACUCUGAGGGUUGGACAGUCAUCCCCAUUUUAUGCAGGAGAUGAAAGGUUGGAGAAUGUAAAUGACUGGCCAAGGUCAUACAGCCAGGAACAGGAAGCACUGGGAUUUGAAAGCAUAUCCGAAUAUACCAGCAAUUUCAAUAAACAUAACUAUAUUCAACAAACCAAGUAAAAGACAAAUGCUAACAGGCUGGAUUUCUUUUAAAUCCAGCCAUAUGUUCUUUAGAAGAGACACACCAAACAUAAAGGUAUUAGGGAAGUUGAGGGUAAAAGGGUGGGAAAAACACACAAGGCAGGAAUGAAUCUGAAGAAAGGUGAUGGAGCUGUAUUAAUUUCAGACAAAAUAGACUUUAAGCCCAAAACGCAUUAUGAGGGAUACAUAACCAGUUGCCAUUGAGUCAGUUGCAACUCAUGGCAACCCCAUGUGUUUCAGAGUAGAACUGCGGCCCAGGGUUUUCAGUGACUAUGAUUUUUUGCAAGAUCACAAGCCUUUUUCUGAGGUGUCUCUGGGUGGAUUCGAACCACCAACCUUUCAGUCAGUAGCUAGUGCUUAACUGUUUGCACCACCGUUGUAUUUUUAUGAAAGGAACAAUGUAUCAGGAAGGUAUAACAGUUCAAAACUGGACACUUCAAAACAUAGCCUUAUUAUGGAACAGAAUCACUAAGAGAAACUGGUGAAAUCCUGAAUGUAGUUAGAAAUGCUAACUCUUUUAUGAUGACAUAUAAAAAGAUGAAACACCAGAAAGGCUACUGAAGAUUUUUUUAACACAAAUUCAUAAGCUUAGCUCAUAGAGAUACACAGAGCCCCAUACACAGCAACUACAGAACUCGGUCUUUUUUGGAGACAAAACAACUCUCAAUUUAUAUUAAAGAAUCAGUGUUACACAAAUGACAUUCUGACCCAAGGCAAUAAGUUAAAAAUGAACCACAAAAAGAUAACUACAAAAAACACGGAAACUUUAAUGGGUCAAAUGUAAAAUCAUAAUUUUUGCAUGAUUUUAUGUGGAUCUUGGAAAAUAUUUAGAACCAAGUGAUAAUUAAAAUGUUUCAUAACAAAUUUGGGGGAUGCUGCCAGAGGAGAGUUUAGAGGGAAUUUUAGUCUUAAAUGCAGUAUUGGAAAUAAGGAAAUUAUAAAAAUUAAUUAGCUAAACCUCUAACUUCAGUGAAGCCCUGGUGGUGCAGUAGUUAAGAGCUCAGCUGCUAACCAAAAGGUUGGCAGUUCCAGUCCACCGGCUGCUCCUUGGAAACCCCAUGGGGCAGUUCUACUCUGUCCUGUAGGGUCACUAUGAGUCAAAACCGACUCGAUGGCAAUUUUUUUUUUUUUGUAACUUCCAUAAUUAAAACAAAAUCCCAAGCAAAUAGAAAGAAGAACAUAGUAAAGAUAGCAGGAAUCAACAGAAAACAAAAAUAGAGUAAAACCAAAGUUUUCAUGUUUCAUCAAAAAAAAGCUAAAAGACGCAAAUACCAGGAAUGAAAAAGGUAUAUGACUACAGAUACAGAGGAUAAUUAGAAAAUUAAAAAAGAAUGUGGGCAACUUUAUGCCAAUCACUUUGAAAUUUUAGACAAAAUGGAUACUUUUCUAGAAAAAUAUGACUUAAAACACUCAAGAAGAGCUAAGAAGCAUAACUACUAAACAGAAUCAAUAUUUUUUAAAUGGACCCACCAAAUUUAGAAAUAAUAGAAACAGUGAUGCAGGAGAGGGGUACAUGGGAACUACCUGUACUUCCUGCACAAUUUUUCUAUAAACUCAAACCUGCUUUAAAAAACAAAGUCUUUUAAAAAAAAAUAAAAAGUGGAAUACUAAAAAAUAUUUAAAUAAUCCAAAAGAAGGCACUGCCGUGAGCCAGAGCCCAGGGAGAGGCAGGAGGCAGGAGUCAGGCAGAGAAGGGUGAAGAGAAGUCUAGCCUUUCGGCCUUGGGCUUGGAAUGUGGUCUGUGUAGCUGCUUGAGCAGCGCUGACAGGACCACAAAACGCAGGUGGCCUUUGAAUUGCCUCCUGCUCUCCCAGUGGCAGAAACCCUGGUGGCAUAGUGCUUAAGUGCUAAGGCUGCUAACCAAAAGGUCGGCAGUUCAAAUCUGCCAGGCGCUCCUUGGAAACUCUAUGGGGCAGUUCUACUCUGUCCUAUAGCGUUGCUAUGAGUCGGAAUCGACUCCACGGCACUGGGUUUGGUUUUUUGGUUGGUCCCAAUGGGAACAGAUGCAGCUGAGGUAGACAGGGGGGCAUGUCUGGAGGCUGGAGCUACCCCAGCUCUAGUGAAGGCCUGACCAGGAGAGUCAUGGCCAGCUUGAUGGAAAAGGGCAGAGGACCUAUGAAGGCCCAGGAUCCAGCCUCCAGCCCUCCUCCACUCAGGACCCAGAAUCUAGCCCCAGGACCUAUCUGCCCACUUUGAGAACCCAGGAUCCCAGCCCAAGUUUCAGGCCCCAGCCCACUUCCCCUCAGCCCCGGAAGUCCGUCCCCGGGGCUGUUCUGGACUCAUUGACCAAAGACAUGUUUUAAACAAAGUCUCUCCACAUUU
Molecule: messenger RNA, 8424 nt
Organism: Loxodonta africana (African savanna elephant)
Lineage: Eukaryota; Metazoa; Chordata; Mammalia; Proboscidea; Elephantidae
Product: zinc finger and SCAN domain-containing protein 22
Exons: 7
Coding region: 913-2634 (573 amino acids)
Biological process (GO): regulation of transcription by RNA polymerase II
Cellular component (GO): nucleus
Molecular function (GO): DNA-binding transcription factor activity, RNA polymerase II-specific
Source: RefSeq, a predicted model, not a curated record